AUGUCAAACGAAGAACUCUUUGAGGUGUUGACCAGUGAGGGAGGCUGGUCGCCCUCCGAGAGCGACUUCCAGGCUCCCUGUAAGGGUCUCUACUACUUCUCCUUCCACGGCGUGGCUCAAGACAGAGGCGACUUCACGCUGGCCCUGAUGAAGAACGACCAGUACCAGGUGACAGCAUAUGGCGGAAAGGGCAGCUUCCAGCAGGGUUCCAACUCGGCCCUUCUCCUGCUGAACCAGGGGGACCUGGUCCACCUCGAGCUGCAGCAGGGAAGCCUCUACGAGCAUCCAUUCGAUGAGGCCUACACCUCUUUCAGCGGAUUCCUCGCCAAGGCUUAUUGAGUAAGAAAGAUCCUGUAGGCAUUUUUAAGAAGGAGGCCCUUUAUCACCCAUUAAAUAAAUUCAAAGGAGGAGAAAAACAUUCACCAGCCAAACUAUAUAGUCGGAUUUCGGAAAUCAUAUUUCAUCAAUGCAUAAGAUUAUAUAAAUGAAACGUGCCAAUGGAGAUAUGGGUAAUCUUGAGUCCUUCCUUGUCUAGUUUCGCUUCUGCAUCGUCUUCAGACACAUACAGUAGA
Penaeus monodon (black tiger shrimp) is the source of this 572-nucleotide messenger RNA. RefSeq names its product cerebellin-2-like. The transcript is spliced from 3 exons. The record is from RefSeq and is a predicted model, not a curated record. The coding region runs from base 1 to 339 and encodes 112 amino acids. Gene Ontology annotation, molecular function: protein binding. NCBI's taxonomy places the organism in Eukaryota, Metazoa, Arthropoda, Malacostraca, Decapoda, Penaeidae.